Molecule: messenger RNA, 4434 nt
Organism: Serinus canaria (Common canary)
Lineage: Eukaryota; Metazoa; Chordata; Aves; Passeriformes; Fringillidae
Gene: CCDC80
Product: coiled-coil domain containing 80
Exons: 8
Coding region: 640-3507 (955 amino acids)
Source: RefSeq, a predicted model, not a curated record
CCUGAGUGAAGUUUCCCCCAUUUCCAGUGGCCACCGUUGUCUGAGGCUGGUUCGGAGCAGGGCUGGGGUUGCCCUGACAUUUCUGGGACCGCGGCCAGCCAAGAAGAAAAAAAGACGAGUGUUUUACAAUUUGCUUUUGUCAAAGCGUGGAGAAAGGGGAAAGGGAAGCGUCCUUUUUUUUUUCAGCAUCACAUUCCUGUGAUUUUCUUCAGCCUGGAAAAUAUAUUAGUGCUGGUGCUUUCCUCUCUGGAAACAAAGGAGCUAAACGGGACUGAAGAAGAAAGGAGUGGGAAGAAGGUUUGGGAAGUUUAAAAGAGAGGGACUUGGAGCAACCAGAAGUUCCCUUUUCUUCAAUGAAAUCCCUGCCUCUGUGGGUAACCGGUACAGCAAAAAUCCAGACCUGCAGGUAAAUGGAGAAGCAGAGAUCACAAAGGAAAUUUCUGCUAACCUCGUCCCGCCUGUCAAGAAGGUGAAGAAGAAAGUCAAAAGACACACAACAGGCUUUGCGACCUGUUGUGCUGUGCAAAGAUAAAUCACUGAAUUUAUCACAGUAAAGCUGUAUGACAUUGAUCUCCUUUUAAAGGAAAAAGACGUGAGAACUCGUCUCUGGCAGGGGAACUUCCCUGAGAGUAUUGCACAAUGAACUGGAGACCAGCUCUCAGCUUAGCCCUGCUGUGGGCAGCAUGGUUAGUGUGUGGCUCUGAGAAGACAGAGAGGCUAGUGGAAAGGGGGAGCCAUGGAGUUAGGAAAGUGCCCCUGCCUUACAGGGCUUCAAGCAGCCUCCUGAGAAGGUCUGGAGCAUCCCUGAAGAAUUCAAACCCAAAUCCUCGACACCCUGUUGCCAAGAGGGAUUCUUCAGCACCUCCAAAGCCACUCACCAAUCUUCUGCAAGGGGAAGCACGUUCCCAGGCCAGUGGCACAGGGACCAGAAUGAGAUUGGUACAGAGACUCACAGCUGCAGCCAAAUACCCCAAGUCUGAGAUGAUUAAGGAUGAAGGGAUAUCCUCUGCCACCCAGUCACGAGGGGUACGUUUCCCGUCAGGGUCAGGUUCUCCCAAUAUCCUGGUCAGCUUUGCAGGGAAAAAUCGGGUGUGGGUCAUUUCUGCCCCCCAUGCCUCUGAGGGCUACUACCGGCUCAUGAUGAGCCUACUGAAAAAUGAUGUUUACUGUGAAUUGGCUGAGAGGCACAUCCAGCAGAUUGUGUUAUUCCAUGAAGAAGGGGAAGAAGGGGGAAAAGUUAGAAGGAUAACCAAUGAAGGAAAAAUCCUGGAACAGCCACUAGAUCCUGCCCUCAUCCCUAAGCUCAUGAGCUUUCUGAAACUGGAGAAAGGGAAAUUUGGCAUGGUACUGUUGAAGAAAACCCUGCAAGUGGAGGAAAGGUAUCCUUAUCCAGUCAGGCUAGAGGCCAUGUAUGAAGUCAUUGAUCAGAACCCCAUCAGGAAAAUUGAGAAGAUGAGGCAGAAGGGUUUCAUCCAGAUGUGCAAAGCAGCUGGGGUGGAGGGGCAAGUGGUUGAGGAAGGCAAUAAUGGGGGCACCAUGCAGCCUACUCCUGUCAGUGAACAUGUGCAGGUGUCAGCAAGGAAGGAGGAUCCAAGGAAGAACAAUAAUCAGCUAACAAGGACCAAAACAGUGAGGAAACCAAUGACAACCACAGUGGCUACUCCUCUGCCUACAGUAAGGACCACUACCCUCUCUCCCACCACCACAACUACUUGUGCCACCACCCAUGCAGUGAAAACAGCCAGCCGGUCUACAACAACUACUACAUCCCUCCCCAGCACACAGAGGACCUGGACCAUGAAGUCACAUUCCACCACAGAGUACCACAGGCUGCCAGUAUCCCCUGAUUCCACCAUGCCACAAGUCACAGCCUCUGAGGACUUCUACUCUCCUGUGUGGAAAACAAACCGCAGGGACCGGCAGCGUGGCCACCAAGACAAACAACUGGCAGCCACACGGAAACCAAACAAGGCUGCCCGCUAUGACAGUUUCACAGAACUCCCAACACCUCCCUCAGUGCACUAUACAAAGGCAAACAUGGGUAGAUUUAAAGAUAACAGAACUGACAGAAAGGACUUUAACCACAGAGACCUGAAUGUCACACCUGGGCAACACAAACCAACUAAGACUAAACCACCAAAAAAGAAGACCCAAGAAAAGAUACUCAGUAAUGAGUAUGAAGAUAAAUAUGACCCGAGCAAGCCUGCUAGUUCCCAUUUAGAGGAACAGUUUGCAGUGGGAAAUACUCCCCAAAAGAAAGGAAAAGAAUCAAAGAAGCAUGACCGAAUGGAUAAACCUGAGAAGAAGAAGAAGAAGGACAGACCUGACAAGCAGCAGAAGAGUGAGAAGGAGUCCAAGAAGGUCAAAGCUGAAAAAAAGAGCAAGCAGGACAAAGACCGCAAUAAAAAGAAGAAAGGAAGCAGGACUGAGAAUGAGGAUUUUCCCAAGUUCAACAAGAAGACUUUCCUACAGCCUCCUAGGAAAUCAGCAAGUAACCUCCUGGACUAUUUUGAAGGCAAGAGGAGGCUCAUUCUGAUCACAACCCCCAAGGCAGACAACACCAUGUACGUACAGCAGCGAGAUGAGUAUCUGGAGAGCUUCUGCAAGAUGGCAACCAGGAAGAUCUCAGUCAUCACAAUUUUUGGCACCAUGAACAACAGCAGCAUGAAAAUUGACCACUUCCAGCUAGACAAUGAAAAGCCUAUGAAAGUGAUAGAAGAUGAAGAUCUUGUGGACCAGCAGCUCAUCAGUGAGUUGAGGAAAGAGUAUGGGAUGACCUACAAUGAUUUCUUCAUGGUGCUGACAGACACUGACAUGAAGGUCAAGCAAUACUAUGAAGUACCCAUAGCAAUGAAGUCUGUGUUUGAUUUGAUUGACACGUUCCAGUCACGAAUUAAAGACAUGGAAAGACAGAAAAAAGAGGGCAUUGUCUGCAAAGAAGAUAAGAAGCAAUCCCUUGAGAGCUUCUUAUCCAGGUUCCGAUGGAGAAGGCGCCUGGUGGUGAUCUCUGCUCCCAGUGAUGAAGACUGGGCUUAUUCCCAGCAGCUUGCUGCUCUCAGUGGACAAGCCUGCAAUUUUGGUCUGCGCCACAUAACUAUCCUCAAAUUGCUGGGAGUUGGAGAAGACAUUGGAGGUGUCUUAGAGUUGUAUCCAAUUAAUGGAAGCUCAACUGUAGACCGAGAAGACAUCCCAGCUAAUUUAGUGAAAGACAUUCGGAAUUAUUUCCAAAUUAGCCCCGAAUAUUUCUCCAUGCUUCUAGUGGGGAAAGAUGGCAAUGUCAAAUCCUGGUAUCCUUCUCCCAUGUGGUCUAUGGCGAUUGUGUAUGACCUGAUUGAUUCCAUGCAGCUCCGGCGCCAGGAAAUGACAAUCCAGCAGUCGCUGGGCAUGCAGUGCCCCGAUGAUGAGUAUGGUGGGUAUGGCUACCACAGCUACCACCAGGGCUAUCAGGAAGGCUACCAAGAUGACUACCGUCACCAUGGAAGUUACCACCAUGGAUAUCCGUACUGAACAGAGUGACUUAGCCUCUGGCUGCCCCCGUGUCUGUCUUCCAAUAGCUAUCCAAGCAAUAGGUGGCCAGUUGCAGAAAAUCUUCCCAGGCCACCUAGAUAUCCAUGCUGUUCUUCUGCUGUUCAAUCAAGGGACUUUGGUUAUUUGCCUUCUCAAAAAAUGAAGAAGCCUUUACAGUGAAGCAAUUCAAACCAGUAGCAUUAAAGCUUUAAACAAUAAAGACUCCUUUAUACUUUUAAACCUUUAUAAACAAAGGCCAUCAGCAGGUGCUGUUUGUAUUAAAACCAAACAAAAGAAUUCCACAUGGGCACUAGAGUAGGGUAGGAAACCAAUUGUCCAACAAUGUGCUUUUUACUACUUUUUCUAAGGAGGAAAAAAAAAGUGUAUUUAUUGGAAAGUGAGAUUUCGUUAUGCUUAUGAAGAGAAACAAAAAAAAAAAAUCACAUUUUGGGUCUCUCCCAGAAAAGAAAAAUUUAAGAAACAAGCAUGGGGCAUGCUCUUUAAUAACAACAACAACAGUAAUAAAAUAUUUUUGAAACACCAUGUUUAAAAAGACAGCAUCCCUUCUACAUUACCAUUGUAAUUAGCUGGCUUUAUGAAUGAAAACAAGACUUAUGGCUAUGGCAGAACUUGUUCCAAUACAAUACAAUACAAUGUAAAGUUCUUAACUACAAAGCUUACUGCAUGGCUAUUUAUUCUUUCAGUAGGGGUCCCUGUUCUUUUAGGUCCUGCCCGCCUCACUGUUAAAUCCAAGUUAAUGAGAGCUAAGUGGACACACCAACCAGGGUUAGCACUGUCUGAAAUACAGAAAUCUGAAACGCAUUAUCUUCAUCAGAAAAAGAAAUCUCAUUCAAGUAUAUUUUCCAUGAGUUGUAACUAGCUCUCUAUAAUAAUGCUUUUAAUUAAAGUGUUACUCUAAAUUUGAAA